This is a messenger RNA of Pseudoliparis swirei, 2895 nucleotides long. Its product is annotated as serine/threonine-protein kinase MARK1-like. The transcript is spliced from 18 exons. The coding region runs from base 387 to 2633 and encodes 748 amino acids. Gene Ontology annotation, molecular function: ATP binding; protein serine/threonine kinase activity; tau-protein kinase activity. The record is from RefSeq and is a predicted model, not a curated record. Gene Ontology annotation, biological process: protein phosphorylation; microtubule cytoskeleton organization; intracellular signal transduction. Lineage: Eukaryota; Metazoa; Chordata; Actinopteri; Perciformes; Liparidae. Gene Ontology annotation, cellular component: cytoplasm.
UUUUUUUCGGAGCUCGGUCGUGCUGCUGCUGCGAGAGCCGACAAACCGCUGGAAGUGGCCGGAAGGACUUCAACUUUUACACUUCUCGAUUCUUCUUCCUCUUCUUCUUCUUCUUCUCCUCUUCCCCUCUCUCUCUCUCUUCCUCCCUCUCUCUCUUUGUCUCCAUGCCAGAAGUCUCCCCCCGGCACCGACGCAGACAGCGGGCCUUCCUGUAGCCGACGCCCCGGCCUCCCUCCACCUCCGGCCGGCGGAGCCUCCCGGCUGAGCCCCGCCGAGGUGGCCCGGUUCCCCGCGGGGGGAGCGGCGAUGCUGUAGGGCGGCCCCGGCCGAGGAGAUGAUGCUUCCGGUCUGAAGAGAGCCGAGAGAAGCGGAGGUGAAGCAGGAAGAUGUCCGGCAGGAUGCCCCUGGCCCCGGUGAGCGAGAGAGAGUCCGAACAGCUGAAGACUUCCGACAGCCUCCCCGAGCCGCCGGCGCCGCCCACCAAGUCGUCGAGCCGCCACAGUCUGCCGCCGUGUCGCGGCGGCGUGACAUCCGCCGCGGACGAGCAGCCGCACGUCGGCAACUACCGCCUGCUGAAGACCAUCGGCAAGGGCAACUUCGCCAAAGUCAAACUGGCCAAACACACUCUGACGGGCCGAGAGGUUGCCAUUAAGAUCAUCGACAAAACUCAGCUGAACCCCACCAGUCUGCAGAAGCUCUUCAGGGAGGUCAGUGUGAUGAAGAUCCUCACUCACCCGAACAUCGUGAAGCUGUUUGAGGUGAUUGAGACGGAGAAAACUCUGUACCUGGUGAUGGAGUACGCCAGCGGAGGGGAAGUGUUUGACUACCUGGUUGCUCACGGACGAAUGAAGGAGAAGGAGGCCCGAGCCAAGUUUCGCCAGAUUGUGUCUGCAGUGGAGUACUGCCACCAGAAGAGGAUUGUACACCGGGACCUCAAGGCUGAGAACCUGCUGCUGGACGGCGACAUGAACAUCAAGAUCGCCGACUUCGGCUUCAGCAACGAGUUCAAGCUCGGCAGCAAGCUGGACACGUUCUGCGGCUCUCCUCCGUACGCCGCGCCCGAGCUCUUCCAGGGGAAGAAGUACGACGGGCCCGAGGUGGACGUCUGGAGUCUGGGAGUGAUUCUCUACACGCUGGUCAGCGGCUCGCUGCCCUUCGACGGGCAGAACCUCAAGGAGCUGAGGGAGCGUGUCCUCAGAGGAAAGUACCGGAUUCCCUUCUACAUGUCGACGGACUGUGAGAACCUGCUGAAGAAGCUGCUGGUUCUGAACCCGGGGAAACGAGGCAGCCUGCAGCAAAUCAUGAAGGAUCGAUGGAUGAACGUCGGCUACGACGAGAAGGAGCUGAAGACGUACAACGAACUGGAGCAGGACUUCAACGACGUGAAGCGCAUCGAGCUGAUGGGCACGAUGGGCUUCCCCCAGGAGGAAGUGGUGAAGGCGCUGGACGGCCAGAAGUACAACGAGGUGACGGCCAUCUACCUGUUGCUGGGCAGGAAAGCGGCUGAGUGCGAAGGCAGCGAGUCUCUGACCGGCGGCAGCCUGGUUCAAAGGUCGCGGCCCAGCAGCGACCUCAACGGCUCCAGCCAGUCCCCCGCCCACUCUCGCAACGCCUCGACCAAUCAGAAGCAGCGGCGCUUCAGCGACCACGUGGCGCCCGCCAUCCCGCCGCCCGUCUCCUACACCAAGCGCGGCCACGCCCACAGCGUGGAGAGCGACAGGAAGGAGGAGCCGGCGUCGCCCGUCAGGGCGCCGGACCGCCGGAGGGCCGCCACGGCGUCGGGGAACAUAACUCGGAGGAACACGUACGUUCACGAGAGGGCGAGCGCCGAGCGCCACUCGUCCGCCGUUCCCAACGGCAAGGACAGCAGUCUCCCCGAGGUGCCGGCGGCGUCUCCGUCCCCGUCGCCGGGGGCGACCAUCUCGUCCGCGCGGCCCCGUCACGUGAAGUCCAUGUCGGCGUCGGGACAUCCCAUGAAGUCCUGCCUGCCGCCCAUCGACGACAACGCCGAGUACCAGAGCCCCCCCCAGCAGCCGCCGUCGUCGCCCUCGGCCUUCAGCGUCACCAGCAGCGGCGCCGCCGCCACGCCGGACCGGACCCGCUUCCCCCGCAGCUCCUCCAGCCGCUCCACCUUCCAUGGCGCUCAGCUGCGGGACCGGCGCUCCGCCACCUACAACGGGCCGCCGGCGUCGCCCAGCCUGUCCACGCACGCCGCCGCCUCCAUGGCCACGCCCCGCCGCGGCACCUCCACCUCGCUCAUCGGGAAGAUCACCUCCAAGUUUGUGCGCAGGAGUCUCUCCGGCGACCCCAAGGAGGACGGCCGGGAGUCGAAGCCGCGCGCCCUGCGCUUCACCUGGAGCAUGAAGACCACGUCCUCCAUGGAGCCCGGCGACAUCAUGAAGGAGAUCCGCCGGGUCCUGGACGCCAACAACUGUGACUACGAGCAGCGCGAGCGCUACUCGCUGUUCUGCGUGCACGGCGACGCGCGGCAGGACAGCCUCGUCCAAUGGGAGAUGGAGGUGUGCAAGCUGCCCCGCCUCUCGCUCAACGGCGUGCGCUUCAAGCGCAUCUCCGGCACGUCCAUCGCCUUCAAGAACAUCGCCUCCAAAGUGGCCAACGAGCUGCGGCUGUGAAGGGCUGUGCGCCCCCUGGUGGCCGCCUGGUGCCCUGCACCGCGCCGCCCCCUGGUGGCCCCCUGGUGGCCCCCUGGUGGCCGCCUGGUGCCCUGCACCGCGCCGCCCCCUGGUGGCCGCCUGGUGCCCUGCACCGCGCUCACUGCUGUAUGACUCAGAGGAGACUCGUUUAUUAUACUCGACACACACUUAACUAUUUAAUGUUUCUCACUAAAUGUUUGCCAGUGAAACCAAAUAUUAAAGCUGACGGUGCAGAUAUUCA